AUGGAAUCUAGGGAGCGUUCUCACGACAUCGCGGCUCGUCGAUGGUUCUUGAAUCGCGCCGCUCUCUGUGUCUGCACUUUAAUCUGCAUCGCCGUUUUCCAGCCGCCAAUCGCAUCUGCGGCGCCUCCGGCCGGAACGCGUGCGGCGGCGGCGGCGGCGGCGGAUGCGGAAGUGGCGGCGGUAGAGGCGAGCUUCGGGUGGCACGGGGACCCAUUGGGGCAUUUGGACGGUAUCGAAGGAGCCGCGUUCGUCGCGCCGUGUUUGCCGUCGGGGCUGGCGGGAUUCAGCCACUCGGUGGUCCUGUCGGAGGCCGGUCUCAUCCUGCACUGGGUGCGCCGCAACCUGCUCUUUCUCGAGUUCGCGCUCGAGGCGCGCUUCGGAAGCGGCGCGGAGAACGGUUGGGUCGCAGUGGGAUGGUCGCACGACGGUCGCAUGGUCCCCAGCAUGGCCAUCGUCGGCUCGCCGGCCGGCACUGCCGCCCAGAACCCGGGCGGCAGGGGGAUUGGUUCGGGCGGCGGAGUGGGUGUUUUGGGCAAAGCGGCUGGCGUGGCGUCGUAUGCUAUUAGCGGGUAUAAGCGGGAUGAUGUGCGACUGCUGGUGGAAGGCGCGGGGAACGGGGGAGGAGGAGAGGUGGGGAGCGGUGGAGAGGGGUGGAGCAUUUACACGUCAGCACGGGGGUCGACUGUGAUGCGCUUCUCCCGAAGCCUCGUCUCAAACCCACCCAUCCUCAAUACAAGCACAACCGGUAUAAGCGCAGCAACGGAAGGGAGCCCUUCUAACGAGCCGACGUACAGCAUGAGCCACCACGUGAUCUGGGCGUACUCGGACAGACAGGAGGACGUGCUCCGAUACCAUGGGAAGAACAGAGGCUCCGCCUUUGUGGAUUACAUGUGCGACCUGCUCGCCUCACCUGCCCGCCAGUCCUGCCAGCCGUCGUCCCUGCCCGGCUACACCUGCAUGCUACAGCUAAACGGCGACAGCUUCAUCCUUCAUUGGCAUCUCACCCCCUCCUCCCUACUCCUCGCUGCUGACGUGGCAACCACUGGUUGGGUGGCCCUCGGCUGGUCCAAGGACGGCAAGAUGACCGGCAGCGAGGCAGCCAUCGGGAACCUGCCACGUGGCACCAGCAGGGCAGGCGGCGGUGCUGACGUGGCAACGGGGCAGAAGAAGGAGCAGGAGCAAGCGGUAGGAUCGUUCCUGAUUGGUGGUUACGAGAGGAGUGCCAUUCGUCCAGCUCCGAAGCCCACCUGCGCCCCCUCGCUGUCCGCCCUCCGCUGCCCUCCUCUAUCCACAUUGGUCACCACUACCAUUUCCACCCCUCCCCCUCACACCCCCCCCCAUCCCACCCCCUCACACUCCCCCAUUUUCCCCCACCUCACUUCCCUCCCCCAUUUCCCACCCUCACCCUUUUCCCCCCCAUCAUGCAGGUUCGAGCGGCCACUAGUGAACGGACAGCUGCCGCUUUCAUCUGCUGACGUGGCAACCAUCAUCUGGGCGUACUCCAACGAAGGUUCCAGGAAGCUCACCUUUCACGGAAACAACAGUCACGCCCACGCAGGGGUUGGCAUUGCUGUUCUCGUUCUCCUCCUCGUCUUCCAACCACUCGUCAUUUUCCUACGGCCACUCAGCAAUGGGAAUGGAAGCAUCGACCAAUCGCGCUUUGCCAUGUGGACAAGGAGCACGUGGCACUGGGUGCACUGGGCGGUUGGUAUUGUGGCGGUGGUGAUGGGAUGGGCGAGCAUAUUCCUCGGGAUGAACCUCUACUUCAGCUUCAUCGGAAGCGAUCCAUUUGGCCUCGAAGCAUUUCUAGGCAUCAUAAUGGCAUUGUUUGUCAUAGUGUACAUGCUCUUUGUAUGCCGCGACCAGCUUGAAAGCAGCAAACUAGAAAGGCCUCAGUACAGCGCAUAUGCUAGCCGGGCAUAA
Closterium sp. Yama58-4 is the source of this 1923-nucleotide messenger RNA. The record is from the annotation of a GenBank genome assembly. Lineage: Eukaryota; Viridiplantae; Streptophyta; Zygnematophyceae; Desmidiales; Closteriaceae.